AGCUACGGCCAGGCGAGCGUGCAACACCAGUCACAAUGUGAACUUGGUGCUAGAGCUAGCUGUGCAGUGUAUUCCUGUAGAACCUAGGCAAGUAAAGUGACAAGUCUAUACCGCAUUUAGUCAUCACUUCACUUUGUGGCGAAGGUUAUUAUCAGAUUCAAUGCCCUGCUUGCGUUGACCUUUUUGCAGUUUGGAGAUCUGUGGAACGUAGACUUGUUGAACAACCAGAUAAAAAGAUGGGAGAGGAUGAUGAUGAAGAUGACGUCUUCUUUACCGAAGAGGAUUAUGAGAUGUUCUCUUUGAGCAGAACACACAACGUUCGAGCCCGUCGUCAUGAAGAAACCAAAGCUUCAAAAAAUUGGCGGGAUGUGGUUGCCAAAGAGAAGGAGAAGAAGCAGCCUAAGAAACAACCCAAACAGGCGAAGAUCACCAACCCUCCCAAGGAACCUAUCACGCAACAACAGAACCCACCUUCAGCAGCUGCACCCAACCUCAGCUCCAAGAAGCCACCUCAAGCAGCUGCACCCGACAACCUCAGCUCCACCAAGAAGCCAAAGCCCAAGGUCGCAGGGAACGUGUACAGUCUUCUCUCGCCGGACCCAAAGGUCAGGUACCCCACCUUCUCUCGCUUGACGCUCGCACAGCACAAGAAGUUCCUGGAACUCCAAGCCAAGUAUGGGUCAAAGGGCGCCAGGGUCACGACCUCCAAGCAGUCGGCAGAACAUCAGCAGUGGAGGCAACUUGGAGCCCAGAUAUACCAAGAUCAACAAGACUUCAACUCAUUUGCAGAGUACAUAGCUAAAAACCAGCCAGAAAGUUACAUCUCUUUGCCAACUGGAGCUGUGAAAUACCUCAAGGAUUCAUUGAAGAGAAAUCUGGAAAGAGUGGAAUCCCUUCCUCGGCACUACGCAGUUCUGCAGACUGUCACUCUUAACCCAGGAGUACCGUUACCGUCGGAUCCCACACUUCAGAGAAUAGGAUCACCAGUCUUUGUGGGAAAGCCUACAGAAUUGGUCGUCCCACCACUGGAAGAUCGGAAGGUGAUUUUGAAAACAUUGGGAACUGAAGGCGAAAAUCUAUCAGAAGUGCAAGAAGAUGUGACCAACCAGAAUAACUGCCAGAAACUCGCAGAGGUGUACAAGGCAGACAUUGUUGUCUCUGCCGGCAGCUUCUUCACCCUCGUGAACAACCAUGCACCCCUCUAUGAGCAUCAAUGGGAGAUUCCAUUAGAGGUCAAAGAGAGGCCCACAGGGAAGGUGGCAUUUAUCGAAGAGCCAUUGAUGAGACAUCUGUAUUACCCGCACGAUGCAAGUGGUCUCUACCACAACCUGGUACUGAAGCAGAUGCUGGCAACUGGAGGCAACGAGAAGUACUGCAAGACGUCAGACAGGACAGAAGAAGAUGUCCUUGAGGGCAUAAUGCAUGAAAAACUGGAUACCACACUUCCGGAGGAGCCUGAAACGGAAGAGGAUGUGGAUGAGUUUGGCUCUAUGUCCUUGACUGACCUAGAGACCUUUGGGAGUGACCUUCGAAGUCCUACGUCCAAGGCACCAGAGAAGGAAGAGAGAACGGAGGAGUCGAAAGUGGAACUUGGAGUGGAGUGUGAAGGAAAGGAGUCCUCAAAUGUUGUGAAGGUUGAAAGCAGUCCCAUGGUGAUUUCUGAACAGACUCCAGCCGAUGGUACUGAUCUAGUGGAUCAUGGAAAGUCCUUGAGUGGUGAUGAUGUUAAGAUGGAGUGUCUAGAUGACACUAAAUCAAGUAAUAGUGGAAAUAUUAGUUUAGAUAGAAGCCUUUCAUCCGAGGACACCAUUCAGGCAUCCCUUGACUCUUCAGCACAAAAUCAGAACAACAGUGGUGAUGAGAAGGAAGCGCUGAUAUUGGCAGCAGCUUCAAAGAGGAAAGUUGUCAAGGUUGUUGUUCCCAGGAGGUCAACAAGUAUUGAUGAUGAUACUGCUUUGGAAACAGAUCAGGCAUGUGUUGCUCAGUCACAAGAGUUACAGGGUGUGGAAGACACCAAAGAUAAAUUAGACAUUACCAUGGAGGAUGGAGAUGAAGAAAAUAUAAGUACUGUUCAGGAAAGUCAGCACAAACCUGAUGUGAGGCUAAUGAGCGAUAGCAGCGACGAUGGUCAUAAUUUAGUCAUCAUGAUGGAGUCCGAUGCAGGGAGCAGCCCAUCCUCAACAAGAGACGGGCCAUCCUCAACAGGGCCCGAGAUAACAGGUAAAUCUGCGGAGGAAACCACUUUGCAGAUAAGGGACAAGGAACAAGAAGACAUGGUAAAGGAAGAAGUGAUUGUAGGGGGUGAUCAAAGACAGGUUGAUGUAAAACCAGAGCUAGAAGAUGUGGGCAAGGCAAAAGUAGUAGAACACAUUGCUAAGGAUGAACAGACAAACAGGAAACCUGAUGAAGAAGUGCCUGAUGGAAGGAUAGCUACAAGGAGAAGUUCUCGUAUCAGGAAGCAAAGUUCCAGCGAUGGGAACACUAGUGCUGGACAAGUGGAAGAAGUGCCAGUUAAAAAAAAGAGGGGAAGGCCCAGGAAACAACCGGGCAAGGAGGAGCAGUCGGCCUCGACUGAAGUAAACAAAGGUAGGAAAGACAAUGAUGAGAAUCCAGUCACAGAACACAAGAUAUCCCCAAAAAGUUUGGCUUGUGGACAGGUUGAAAAGGGAAAAGACUAUGGGACUGUGAGGAGUCUAAGAAUCAGAAGUAGAAAAGACAAUUCUGCAGACAGUGGGAAAAGUUUUGACCAAAAUAAGGAUGGUGCUGUUGUGUCAAAGAGGCAGGAAACCACUGUAGUGAGUACAGAAGAUGGUGCUAAUUCUAAGGUAGCCAUGAAGAGAAAAGGGACACCAAAGAAAGGUUCAUCUGCAAGGUCAAGCACACCCAGGAAGCCAGGAAAUAAAGACCAAGGUGAGAAGAACAAAGCAGAGUCGACCAUUGAUGAAAUCAUGCGGCUCCAGGAGAAAAUGCUCACCAGACAGAAGUCAAAUGGUCAACAACAACACUCUCAAGGUCAACCUCAAAGUCAUGGCUCUCAAGGUCAACCUCAAAGUCAUGGCACUCAAAGUCACGAACAAGGUCAUCAAGGAAGUCAUGAAGCCAUUGGUGCCGAAGAGACGCAACAAGCUGUGACAGGUUUCUUGCCUGAAGGUGUGGACUUGGAGCCUCCGAUUGAAGGAAGCUGGGCCUAUAGCCUCUGGAAGUUUGGCAGAUUACGACUCCUUACACAAAGCAAAUGUCCUGGCACAUUACAGGGUGAGGUUGUGAGUGUGGGUGAGAAGAUGGAGUAUCAGUCGGGUCUUGGCCUAGAGAUGCAAACAGCCAGUGACCUGACUAGGAUGUGGCUCAACCUCUCCCUUAACCCAGGUUCAAAGUUCCUCAGAGGAAGAAUAGAUUCCAGAACAUCAGAAAUCCUAAGCUGGGAAUGCCUAGAUGGCUCAACCAUGGGUCAGCCACAACAAACAUUCAGCCCCGGUAUGUGCAUGAAGGUACUGUAUCUAAUCCUUGGCAAGUUAGCGGCUUUAUCCGAGGGCAGAUACCUGCUGAGGCACAGACCUGGAGACGCUCAUAUCUGCAUCUACCAGUGCGUGGACCCAAUCGCCAAGAAUGUACGGGCACCGUAUGACCUUCAUGCAGCUCAUAAAGCCAGUCAGCUGAUGACAUCACUUCCUCCCACAAUCCCCUGGGUACCUCUGGAUCCCAGUGCCCCGUAUCGUAGCAACAGAUGGAGGGGCUGUGUCCCUCUCACCUUCCCGCCUUCUCCUCAAAACUUCAAGCAUCCAUCAACCCAGCAUGGUGGCAAACACAGAAAGAAGAAUAAGAAGAAGAAAAGAUGAACCCAGGGGAACUGCCUGCAUAUCAGUACUAAACUAUAUCCUCUUGCUGUGUAGAUAUAUGUUGUAGUGGUGUGGUUUAAGCACUUGACAUGAAAUGCAAAGGUCA
Molecule: messenger RNA, 3942 nt
Organism: Strongylocentrotus purpuratus (purple sea urchin)
Lineage: Eukaryota; Metazoa; Echinodermata; Echinoidea; Camarodonta; Strongylocentrotidae
Product: little elongation complex subunit 2
Exons: 13
Coding region: 237-3836 (1199 amino acids)
Biological process (GO): positive regulation of transcription by RNA polymerase III; snRNA transcription by RNA polymerase III; snRNA transcription by RNA polymerase II
Cellular component (GO): transcription elongation factor complex
Source: RefSeq, a predicted model, not a curated record